Aspergillus alliaceus is the source of this 950-nucleotide messenger RNA. Its product is annotated as phosphatidylglycerophosphatase. Bases 102 to 848 code for a protein of 248 amino acids. The record is from RefSeq and is a predicted model, not a curated record. NCBI's taxonomy places the organism in Eukaryota, Fungi, Ascomycota, Eurotiomycetes, Eurotiales, Aspergillaceae. The transcript has a single exon. Gene Ontology annotation, molecular function: phosphatidylglycerophosphatase activity.
CGGAGCUUCUUCCCCAACAUCAACAUCAACCAUAUAAUUCAUAAGAAAACUACAUAGAAGGGGAACAAAAUAAUAAAAAGAAGAACAAAAUACCCACAAAAAUGCCCUCCCCACCAAACAGCAACAUCCGCGCCUUCAAUCUAGCCGUCCGAACGCUCCUCAAAAACCCCUCCCAAUUCCUCCCCCAUCUCACAAUCCCAACGAUAACCCACCUCCCCGAACAAGUCGGUCCCUUACUCGCCGCAAAUCUCAAUCUCCAAUCCCCAGAUGGCUCCAAAUCUAAAUCGCCCACAAUCCGCGCUCUUGUCCUCGACAAAGACAACACCCUGUGUCACCCCCAAACCACGACAUUCCCACCACAGAUCCUCGAUAAGCUGCACGCUCUCCGCACGUCACACACCUCUCCCUUCAACCGUGAUCAGCACCCGGAUUCGAUCCUGAUUGUGUCCAAUCGGGCUGGUUCGCAUCCGCGCUAUGAUGACGAGGUGCGGGAGCUGGAGGAGCGGCUGUCUGGGUUGCAGAUUCCCGUGUUUCGGUUGCCGGAGGGGAGUGAGAAGAAGCCGUUCUGUGGGGAUGAGGUAUUAGAGUGGUUUCGGGAGCGCGGGGUGGUAAAGGGUGCGAAUGAGAUUGCUGUCGUUGGAGACCGGCUUGGGACGGAUGUGUUGAUGGCGGCGCGGAUGGGGUCGUGGAGCGUCUGGUGUCGGGAUGGGGUGACGGAGGGAGUUGACCCCAAGGACGUAAGGCCCGGAAUGAAUCUUCUGGAAAAGAUGGAGGUUUGGGUGGAGAGAUACUUGAGGGAGUCCAAAGGCUUGAAGGCCCCUUCACCCCGGGGUUGGGACAGUCAAUAGCUUUCUGCACCGUAUAUUUUUUUAUAGACUUCCAAAUACCCAUGUACGAUAGAUAUAGCUUGUCUUAUACGCGUAUGACUACACUUAGUACUUACGACAUGU